Messenger RNA from Ilyonectria robusta, 852 nucleotides. RefSeq lists its product as uncharacterized. Bases 1 to 852 code for a protein of 283 amino acids. NCBI's taxonomy places the organism in Eukaryota, Fungi, Ascomycota, Sordariomycetes, Hypocreales, Nectriaceae. The transcript is spliced from 2 exons. The record is from RefSeq and is a predicted model, not a curated record.
AUGUCAGAAAUUGCCGGUUUGAUCUUUGGUGGCGUCAGCCUCAUCGCCCUCUUCCAGACCUGUUUCGAUGGCUACGACAAGAUCAAGCUUGCUGGGAACUACGGACGGGGCUAUGAGCCAAUGUGCGCCAACUGGGAUAAGGCUAAAGACCUGGUGGGAAACUCCCUCAUCACAGUGGAGGAAGUCUUCAAGGAUCAUACAAGGUUGGAGAAGAAAUAUGGGCUCAAAGUUAACGAGACCAAGGUCGGUGCAUCUUCCAACGCCUCUGAGGGUUUGGCAGUCGUUGCAACCGUCCCAGGGGGUUCGACACGACAGAGCUCAUCUCCUGCACUGAACGGACUGCGAGUUGCACUCAGAUUUCGAUCUCGACGUCGACAGAAACAAGGAUCGAUCGGUCAAAAAUUUACAUGGGCGAUUUGUGGACGAGAAGAAUUCGAGGCUCUGGUCAACGAGCUGGCCUUUACGAUCGAGAAUCUUGAGAAGGUGUCUGCGCACCUCGGUGUGUUGAACAGCCAAAAGGCGCUCCUCAAACACCAGCUCCGAGAAGUUAGAAACCUGGAGAGUGUUCUGCUUCUGGAAGAAGCUGCGACGUCUCCCACCCCCGACUCUACACAGCAUCUAAGUGGAGAGUCUGGACAAAGGGAGACUUCGCAUGAGAGUCAUAAGUCGACUCCUGAGUACAUACGAGCUUUAGCAACUGAGAAGGCACGCCAGAUCAACGGCGAUGUGGGAUUCGAACCUGGCACGCCGUCGAGCUUUGGACGGUACACCGAGCCCACUGCGAGAGAUGAAGCAACGCAAAUUAAUGGAGCAGUCUCAGCUGAUGCGCUUCGGAUACUUUUCGGGAAGUAA